AUGGCGGCGCCGGACCUCGACCAGAUCCCCGAUGUGGACAUCGAUCCCGACGGCGUCUUCAAGUACGUGCUGAUCCGCGUCCACGCGGCGCCGGCGGGGCAGAGCAAGGAGAUCGUGCGCGGCUACAAGUGGGCCGAGUACCACGCUGACAUCUUCGACAAGGUGUCGGGCGAGAUGCAGCAGAAAGGCUAUGGCUGUGAGUGCCUGGGCGGCGGGCGGAUCUCCCACCAGAGCCAGGACAAGAAGAUCCACGUGUACGGCCACUCCGUGGGGUUCGGCCGCGCCCAGCACUCCAUCUCCACCGAGAAGAUCAAAGCCAGGUACCCGGACUACGAAGUUACCUGGUCAGACGACGGCUACUGA
Messenger RNA from Pipistrellus nathusii (Nathusius's pipistrelle), 363 nucleotides. The record is from the annotation of a GenBank genome assembly. Lineage: Eukaryota; Metazoa; Chordata; Mammalia; Chiroptera; Vespertilionidae.